Molecule: messenger RNA, 2559 nt
Organism: Triplophysa dalaica
Lineage: Eukaryota; Metazoa; Chordata; Actinopteri; Cypriniformes; Nemacheilidae
Gene: olfml2bb
Product: olfactomedin-like 2Bb
Exons: 8
Coding region: 196-2292 (698 amino acids)
Biological process (GO): signal transduction
Source: RefSeq, a predicted model, not a curated record
UCCUCUUUCUGUCUAAAGAAUCCCUAAACAACCGCAUUUAUCAGACCAAGGACUGUAUACGUCAUCAAGGACACUUUACCUAUCCAAGAUUAAAUGGAUAUGGGACUGGAUACAUACGUAGAAUAAUUGCUUUUUUGCAUUUAUUAGAGACUUCUUCGCUUUAGCAUCUCCGUCACUUUUGUCUGAAGAAUUUGCAUGAUGGAAUUGCUGAAGCUGCUAUUCAUAGUUUGCUGUGGCGCGUUUAAUUCAGUACGCGCAAACGUGACUGCUGACAAUACUGACAACUAUUCAAAUCUAGAAGAUGAACUGGACAAUCAAGAAAACGUUUUAACACAGCUUUUAGGAGAUUAUGACAAACUGAAGACUCUCUCUGAGGGCUCAGACUGUCGCUGUAAGUGUGUUGUGCGGCCUCUGAGCAGGAGCGCGUGCACGCGCAUCGAAGAGGGUCAUGCCAAGACAGAGGACUUCUAUACAGUGGAGACAGUCACAGGUGCCAACUGUAAGAAGUGUGCCUGCAUUGCCCCUCCCUCUGCCCUGAACCCCUGUGAGGGCGAUUUUAGGUUUAAGAAGCUGCAAGAUGCAGGAAAAGAUGAUGUCAAGCUCUCAACCGUGAUGGAUCUUCUGGAGGGAUCGUUAUAUGGAAUGGAUUUGUUAAAGCUUCACUCUGUCACAAUGAAACUCCUGGAACGGGUGGAAAAUAUAGAGAAGUCGUCAUCUGGAAACCUAACAAAGGAGAAAGUAAGUGUGAAAGGUGAAAAGGCACAAGGAAAGGGCCCUCGCUCCAGCCAGCGCCAGGAGAAGAAGAAACGUCUAAAUGUGCUGGAGCCCUCACUGCAGAAGAAUGUGGCAGCUGCUCACACUGAGAGGAAAUAUGAAGAGAAGUUUCUUGGGAGUCAGGGUCCCAGCAAGUCAGCGUUGAAGAAAACCAAGUCUGAGGUCAGGGAGGAGCCUCGUAAACCUGUAAAGAACGUGACAGGUCCCAACGGCAUGACCAUUAAAAGCAUGACCUUCUACAAAGCUAAAACAAUGGAGGAUGCUGACGGGGAACAGCAGAUAGCCCAUGAGGUUCUGACAGGUGACGGCUCAGUAGAUUUAGUGAUUGAAGACGAUCUUAAAAAGCCAAAGUCACGUACACCUGAGACACGGCCUAGAACCACUGCAGCAGUGACACAACAGUCUUCCACAACUGACAUCAACAACCACCAUCCCCUACAGCCGGCUGUUUCUCUGAAUGGUAACUUCACUACUGCAAACACGACCAAUGUUACAAAGGAAGCUAAAGAAGAGACUGAGAAAGCCAAGAAAGGAAGCACAACUACGACAAACCUGCCAAACUCAAAGCCUUUAACUAUCACAAUACCACCAAGCAACUAUACAGCAACCAUAGCAACUCCUCUUGCAUUGCCAAAGCAGCUGGCCAGUGUUACAAUGGCCACAAAAAGUUCAAAACCUCUGAGCUGGGAUGAAGCCACUACUGGAAUGAGCACACAUUCGCCCAAAACCUCCAAAGAAAAAGGAGUCUGCAAGGACACACUAGCAAGCAUUACUGAUCCUGUUACACAUAACACUUAUGGAAAAAAUCAGGGUGCCUGGAUGAAAGACCCAAAAGGCAAUGGAAGAGUGAUUUAUGUUACAGACUACUUCUACGGGAACAUGCUUCUGGAAUUCCGCGAUAUAGACACCUUUAAGCAAGGGCAGUUUAGCAACUCUUACAAACUCCCCUACAAUUGGAUGGGCACCGGCCACGUCAUCUACGGUGGCUCUUUCUACUACAACAGAGCAUUUUCUCGUGACAUCAUCAGAUAUGAUAUCCGUCUCCGGUACGUGGCAGCGUGGACCACCCUUCACGAUGCAGUGCUACAGGAGGAGGACUCCCCGGGGCAAUGGACAGGACAUACAGACUUUGACUUUGGUGUGGAUGAGAGCGGCUUAUGGUUAGUGUAUCCGGCUCUGGACGAAGAAGGAUUUCAUCAGGAAGUGAUCAUUCUCAGUAAGCUAAAUCCCGCAGAUCUGCAGAAAGAGAAGACGUGGAGAACCGGCCUGAGGAGGAACUAUUAUGGAAACUGUUUCGUCAUCUGUGGCGUUCUGUAUGCGGUUGACAGCUUUGAGCACACACAUGCAAACAUCUCCUACGCGUUUGAUACGCACACAUAUACCCAAAUGAUCCCCCGUCUGCCUUUUAUAAACAAUUACACAUACAACACACAAAUCGACUACAACCCAAAGGACCGUAUGCUUUACGCAUGGGACAAUGGCCAUCAGGUGACCUACAAUGUAAUAUUUGCUUAUUAACAAUAAUGGAACUAUACAUUUUAUUAGGAGACUGCUUGCAGUGCCUUUUUUGUAUAAAAUAGGAAAAUGAUUAUGUGUCUAAGUGGGUUGUAGAUCAGUCUACAUGACAGUUUUUAAAGAUAUUUUAUAACAUCUCUAUUUUUGUUAGUCAUUGUUUUGCCUUUUGGUCUGCUGCAUGUGUUUCGUCCCUUUGUUUAUCAGUGGAUGUUUAAAGGGAGUUAGAUCUUGAGAAAUAUUUUUUAAAUAUUCAUGACAAGGUAUUUUUAC